Molecule: messenger RNA, 492 nt
Organism: Ostertagia ostertagi
Lineage: Eukaryota; Metazoa; Nematoda; Chromadorea; Rhabditida; Trichostrongylidae
Source: the annotation of a GenBank genome assembly
AUGAAGAAGACAAAUGACUGCCACCAUCACAUCGAGUACGCUCAAAAACGCGUGCGGAUGGAUAGUCAAACUCCACCAAAAUUUAAAUCAACAAACAAGCAAUACCGAACUCUCAAAGAAGCUCAACAUGCCAUAAGACGAAAAAGGAAUCUGGAGAUAUGGUGGAAAUGCCAGAAAACCACAUUUACCAUUCAGAUACCCACCCUUGCAGAACUACCUCGCAGACGAGUCGUACGUCACGACCCCUUCCAAGAAGUUGGACUUGACCUAUUUGGACCCUUGAAGAGCCGAACACGACGGAACAGAUGGAAAAUGUGUGGGUGUUUUUUACCUGCGCACGACACGGAGAGGAGUACAACUCGAUCACUAGCGACCGCACACCUACAUUUCUUGCUAGCAGAAAAAAUCAUUGACGAAACGACGACGGUUAACCCACAAGCAGAACGAAAAAGUAGAUACAUUGUAUGGCCAACGCUGGCAUCAAAUGGAUAA